Colletotrichum truncatum is the source of this 321-nucleotide messenger RNA. RefSeq lists its product as uncharacterized. Lineage: Eukaryota; Fungi; Ascomycota; Sordariomycetes; Glomerellales; Glomerellaceae. The record is from RefSeq and is a predicted model, not a curated record.
AUGUUUGCUUAUUUUCUGGGCAAUAGGAACACAAGAGGCAGCAGCGUCAGUGUGUGCUGGGUUAUCAACACGGUCAACAUCACGGCCGUCAUCCGAGACUACCCCGGAGACUUCGACCGGGGGCUUUCCAUCCUCAGUUCUUACACCGAACAAAAGCAGUUCUGUAGGGGCUAUUGCAACGUCAAAUACAACAACCAGUCAAGCCAGUGCAAUUGGCUCAACCUCGCCAACUCUAUCAACAGGGGCUAUUGUGGGAGUCGUUAUUGGAAGUGUCGUAAUGGUGGCAUUCUUCCUAGCCAUGAUUGCUUUUAUUCGAUAUAG